Messenger RNA from Aspergillus thermomutatus, 246 nucleotides. Its product is annotated as putative NADH-ubiquinone oxidoreductase subunit GRIM-19. The record is from RefSeq and is a predicted model, not a curated record. NCBI's taxonomy places the organism in Eukaryota, Fungi, Ascomycota, Eurotiomycetes, Eurotiales, Aspergillaceae. The transcript has a single exon. The coding region runs from base 1 to 246 and encodes 81 amino acids.
AUGCACCUCUUCAUGGCCUACGGCUACUACAAGCUCUUCUACGGUAUCCGCGAACAGCACGAGCUCGCCCGCGAGAAGAUCUGGUCCCGACUGCACCUGGUGCCGCUGCUCCAGGCCGAGGAAGACCGUGACCAGGUCCGCAGACACUUUGCCGACAAGGCUCGUGAGAAGGAGCUCCUGGGUACGGAGAGCAAGGUCUACAACUCUGAUCGGUACGUGGCACCCGUGGGAUUGAUGUUGGUGUGA